UAUCUCAAUGAUCCUUAACAAAAGAGCCUAUUUGAAUUAAGGUGCCUCCAAUUCGAAUAUUUUAAACUAUACUUAAUAUUCUAAAACGAAUGAUCAAAACAUAUCAAUUUCGAUAUAUUUGGAGCAUGUGACAGAUCACAGAAAGAUAUUGGCAGAACAAUGGAUCCUGUGUCUUAAGAAUUAUCUCGUCACCAAUUAGCAAUGCGGCAAAUUUUGCCAAUCAGAAAAUUUUUCACUCUGCUGUUUACUUACAAAGAGUCCAUUGUAUCAGAAUUUUAUCGUUAAAUAAUCAGGUUUGAAAAACUACUAACUUUAAAUUAUAAUUGAUCACAAUGGGAAAAACUAGAAUUUAGAAUUAUAUAAAUGCUAUCAUUUAAACAUGCAAUAGAAUCUUGGAAUCAUUGCUAGGUUUCAUUAACACCUCAACUUAACUUAAGAGGUCGGCAAGCAGCGAUCCUUGUCGUUUUAAGAGUAAACAGUGAUACCUAAACAAAAUAACAAACUAACAAGAUUUAAUUCAGAAUAAAUACAAACUCCAGAGAAAAAAGUGUUCAUGUACCUUUUUGAGGAGGAUGUAACGUUUUUGAUCGAUGAAACUCAAGUCGAAAGGGUGAUGAGUUAGAAUUCAGAUUCAGAUUUUAUGAUUCAAACUAUUGAUGAUGAAACCGACGUAACUGAGUGGCAAGUCAUAGAUCACAAAUAGUUAUUAAGUAAGAACCAAAAGAAAAUGCUUGAUGAUUUGAAACAAGUGAGAGAUCACUUCAAUUCUAAAUCUAAGCAUUCACAUCAAAUAUAGAUAGCAACAGAGUUCAUCUCAUAAUGA
Paramecium octaurelia is the source of this 823-nucleotide messenger RNA. NCBI's taxonomy places the organism in Eukaryota, Ciliophora, Oligohymenophorea, Peniculida, Parameciidae. The record is from the annotation of a GenBank genome assembly.